UUUCAGCGUUGCACAAAGACAUUUAAAAAAAAAAAAAUGGCAACAAGUGAGAACGACGCUGAAGCGGAUGAGGACGCAACAAACGACCCCGGCGCGGCUCCUUAUGGAAACUUUAUCAAUUAUUACACUUUCAACCCACCGGAGAACCGAUUGGGUCUGAUUCCCAGCACGCUCCUUCGGGAUUUAGGCUACAACGACAGCCGUCAGACGACACUGCUGCUGGACGUCGGCUGUAACACGGGGGAACUCAGUGUUGCCCUCUACAAGCAUCUGGUGGAGACGCCAGACGGAAGCAAGGUUCACCUCCUGGGUUUGGACCUGGACGAGGGCCUCAUCCGGCGAGCCCGGGACAGCAACCCCCUCGCGGGCAGCGUCACGUUCGCCCCGCUGGACAUCACCGGCGACUGCGCGCCGCUCCGGCAGCACCUCGCCCUACACGGGAGCUCGCAAUUCCACCUGACCCUGUGCCUGGCCGUCACCAUGUGGGUCCACCUGAACCACGGUGACGCCGGCCUGCUCCGGUUGCUCUCCCGCCUGGCCGAGCUCAGCCGGCACCUGCUGCUGGAGGCGCAGCCGUGGAAGUGUUACCGCUCGGCGGCCCGCAGGCUCAGGAAGCUGGGCCGCUCGGAUUUUGACCACUUCAAAGGGCUUCGAGUGCGCGGCGACAUGAGCGCGCACGCCAGGAAGCACCUGGAGAGACACUGCAACAUGGACAUGGUCCACAGCUUCGGCAGCACCGCCUGGGGAAGGAAGUUGCUGCUUUUUAAGCGGAAGUGACGAGCAAACGUUCGAGUCUCAAAUCAUCUUUCCUUAUUGAAAUAAACGAAAGUGCCACAUUUGUCUUAAUAUAAUACAGACAAAGAAAUACACAACGACAAUUGUCAUAACUAUUAACUUUGUAAGCUGCAGUAAUAUUAGUUAUGGGCCGGUGAGUCUUCUUACAUUGUCUGUCUCUGUGUGUUGCUGCACCGUUUAUUCAAAUAUCAAUUGCUUAACUACCACUAAAUCGAUACAAGUUUAGAUAGCCUGUCUAUGGCAUUUUUCAUUGUGUGUUAGCAACACGCAAGCAUACUUCUGUAAGGCUAUGUUAUCUGGUUUGGUUAAAUACAGAAUGUGUAAAUUGCCUUUGUUUUAUGUUUAGUUUGACCAAAAACCUGAACUGGGUGGAGCAAUAAAAUGUCUGAAGCAUC
Phyllopteryx taeniolatus (common seadragon) is the source of this 1190-nucleotide messenger RNA. Its product is annotated as pre-miRNA 5'-monophosphate methyltransferase. Gene Ontology annotation, cellular component: cytoplasm. The transcript is spliced from 2 exons. Bases 37 to 777 code for a protein of 246 amino acids. Lineage: Eukaryota; Metazoa; Chordata; Actinopteri; Syngnathiformes; Syngnathidae. Gene Ontology annotation, molecular function: RNA methyltransferase activity; O-methyltransferase activity. The record is from RefSeq and is a predicted model, not a curated record. Gene Ontology annotation, biological process: miRNA metabolic process; negative regulation of pre-miRNA processing.